AGUGGUUGAAAAAUGAGUUUUAAUGACUCCAACCUAAGUGUAUGUAAACUUCUGACUUCAACUGUAGCUAUGGACACCUAGUUUAUGGACACCUAGCUUAUGGACACCUAGCUCAUGGACACCUAGCUUAUGAGUAAACCAACAAAAUGUCAAUAAAGAUUCUUGUCUCUGUAAAUUGGGUUCAUCUCAUCACAAAACCGUACAAACCUAGUUUGUGGCACUUCUUUGAUUAGUUUAACAGGUUAUUCUUUAGUUUAACAGGUUGUGUGACAUGGAAAUUGUAUGAGAUUAAAAGCAUAUAGUAUAUAAAACUGGGUGACUUUCUCCCGGUCACAGCUGUUGCAUUUCACAUGAUGAUUUCUAAUGUACGCAGGUCAGGGAACACAGCGAAUGGCCAAGCGAAUGGCAAUGUCCCGAAAACACCAACUCCACAGCCCCUGGCAACACAGGCCUCACCCCCUCAGCCAAUGCCUACAUAUCCACCAUCUACCUCAGGACUCAGGUAUGGAGAAAACAACAAUUGGAACCAACCUCCUGCCACCCAGCCACCUCUGCCCCAGCAAGGACCAGGUGUUCCCAAACCUAUCCCUCCCAAGCAUUAACCCUAACCCUAACCGACCUCCUGCCACCCAGCCACCUCUGCCCCAGCAAGGACCAGGUGUUCCCAAACCUAUCCCUCCCAAGCAUUAACCCUAACCCUAACCAACCUCCU
Messenger RNA from Salvelinus sp. IW2-2015, 712 nucleotides. The record is from RefSeq and is a predicted model, not a curated record. NCBI's taxonomy places the organism in Eukaryota, Metazoa, Chordata, Actinopteri, Salmoniformes, Salmonidae.